Messenger RNA from Pseudopipra pipra, 5633 nucleotides. RefSeq names its product insulin receptor substrate 1 (gene IRS1). The transcript is spliced from 2 exons. Gene Ontology annotation, biological process: insulin receptor signaling pathway. The record is from RefSeq and is a predicted model, not a curated record. Gene Ontology annotation, cellular component: plasma membrane; cytosol. Gene Ontology annotation, molecular function: phosphatidylinositol 3-kinase binding; insulin receptor binding. The coding region runs from base 1016 to 4543 and encodes 1175 amino acids. NCBI's taxonomy places the organism in Eukaryota, Metazoa, Chordata, Aves, Passeriformes, Pipridae.
GCCUGAGCCGCGGCGGCGGGCGGAGGGGGCUGGACUGGCGAGCGCGGCCCCCGCCGCCUGUUUUGGUGCGGGGCGCCGGGAAACUCCGAGGAGAAGCCGGCGGAGAAGGAGCUGCCGCGGCGGUGCCCGCUCGCCCGCCGGGCUGGGGCACGGGAGGGGGCCGCGCCGCCGGCCGCUGAGGCGCUGCCGCCUGGAAUGAAGAGGAGGAGGAAGAGAGGAUGUUCCUUCGGCACUCGGGCUGCCUCCCCUCCCGCCGCUGCCGGGCUGCGCCGCGUGUGGAAAUGGCACUUUCUCUGCCUAACGAGAUGGGACUGAAUGGGGUCGCCAGCCUCCUCCGCACGCACGAGCGGGAGCAGCAGCCUCGGCGCUGAUAUUUGGGGAAGGGAGGUUGUGUUGUGGGCGUCUUUUUUUUUUUUUUUUUAAUUUUUAUUUGUUUGUUUUCUCUUUUUUGGGGGAGGGCGAGAGGGGGGAAAGCAGCGUGUAUUUUUUGGGUGCAAACCCCGGACUUUGCAAAACAAUCUCCGCCCCCGAGAGGAUAUUUAAUCUGCAACAGAGAUCGCUGCUCGCGGAGGCAAACUUGAGCCGGGGAAGGGGAGCAGGGAGCGGAAGAAGGGGACCCCCGCCCCGCUCCCGGCCCCGCCGGAGCCCGACCCCUGCAAAGGAAGAUGCGUCUCUCCCGGCAGCUGCUCUUGGGACAAGACUUUCGUCUGGACUGAUAGAGACUGGACUUUUUAAGGACGAGCUUACCCAUCUAAGGGCGAUUUGGGCAUAAACAGCAACACAAACUCUGAUUUGGUGCUGGAAGCUGCCUCGGCCACUGAACAGCUGCUCUCACCCUGCUUCUGUCCCUCCCCCGUCCUGUUCUCAAAAGAGGAUCCUGAGCUAUUUUGCCGGUUUUUUUUUUUAAUUGUUGUUGCAUGAAUUUUAUUUUAGGUGGUUGCCUUUUACGGCUGGCUUGGCUGUUUUGGGGUCUUGCAGACUGCGAGCUGCAGUAGCAGCUCCACCGCCUCUCGUCAUGGCUAGCCCCACGGAUAAUAACGAGGGCUUCUUCUCAGAUGUCAGAAAGGUGGGUUACUUGCGCAAACCCAAGAGCAUGCAUAAACGAUUUUUCGUGCUGAGGGCAGCCAGUGAGUCUGGACCCGCCCGGCUGGAGUAUUAUGAGAAUGAGAAGAAAUGGAGACACAAGUCAGGGGCCCCCAAGCGCUCUAUCCCACUAGAAAGCUGCUUCAACAUCAACAAACGGGCUGACUCCAAGAACAAGCACCUGGUGGCCCUCUACACCAAGGACGAGCACUUUGCCAUUGCAGCUGACAGCGAGCCUGAACAGGAGAGCUGGUACCAAGCGCUGCUGCAGUUGCACAACAGGGCCAAGGGCCACCACCACCUCCAUCACCAUCACCACCACCACCACAGCGAUGUCACCUUUGGAGGCAGCAGCAUGGGACUGGGGGAAGCAGGUGAGGACAGCUAUGGUGAGGUAGCCCCUGGCCCAGCUUUUAAGGAAGUUUGGCAAGUAAUUCUGAAGCCUAAGGGCCUAGGCCAGACAAAGAACCUGAUUGGCAUCUACCGCCUGUGCCUGACUAACAAGACCAUCAGCUUUGUGAAGCUGAAUUCAGAUGCGGCUGCUGUGGUGCUGCAGCUGCUCAAUAUCCGCCGCUGUGGUCACUCUGAGAACUUCUUCUUCAUUGAGGUGGGACGCUCAGCUGUCACUGGGCCCGGUGAGUUCUGGAUGCAAGUGGAUGACUCAGUGGUGGCUCAGAACAUGCAUGAAACUAUCCUGGAGGCCAUGCGAGCCAUGAGUGAGGAAUUCCGGCCCCGCAGCAAGAGCCAGUCCUCCUCAAACUGUUCCAACCCCAUCUCUGUGCCCCUUCGCAGCAGGCACCAUGUCAACAACCCUCCACCUAGCCAAGUGGGCCUCAGUCGGCGGUCCAGAACCGAGAGCGUCACGGCCACUUCUCCUGCUGGUGGUGGAGGUACAGGUGGCAAACCCAGCUCUUUCCGGGUUCGAGCAUCAAGUGAUGGGGAAGGCACAAUGUCAAGACCUGCCUCUGUGGAUGGUAGCCCAGUUAGUCCCAGUGCUAACCGGACUCAUUCGCAUAGACACCGUGGCAACUCCAGGCUCCAUCCUCCACUCAACCACAGCCGGUCCAUCCCAAUGCCUUCCUCACGCUGCUCUCCUUCAGCCACCAGUCCAGUCAGCCUGUCAUCCAGCAGCACGAGUGGCCACGGCUCCACCUCAGACUGCCUGUUUCCACGAAGGUCCAGUGCUUCGGUUUCCGGCUCCCCUAGCGACGGUGGAUUUAUUUCUUCUGAUGAGUACGGUUCCAGCCCAUGUGACUUUCGCAGCUCUUUCCGCAGUGUGACCCCUGAUUCAUUGGGACACACCCCACCAGCCCGGGGUGAUGAAGACCUCAACUACAUCUGUAUGGGGGGGAAGGCCACCUCCUCUUGCUGCAGCUUGGCAGCCCCCAAUGGCCACUUCAUCCCACGCACCUGCCACCCACAGCAGCAGCCCCGCUAUCCUAGUACGCCCUGCUGUCCUCGAGGUGGUAGUGAGGAGGUUGCCGACUUAGAGAAGGCAUUCAGGAAGCGGACUCACUCUGCAGGCACUUCACCCACCAUCUCCCACCAGAAGACACCCUCACAGUCUUCAGUGGCCUCCAUUGAGGAGUACACGGAGAUGCUGCCUUCUUACCCCUGUGGCAGCAGCCGGCUGCCCUCCUACCGCCACUCAGCCUUUGUGCCCACUCACUCUUACCCAGAGGAGUGCCUGGAGAUGCACCACCUGGACAGUGGCCAUCAUCGGACCAACUCCGCCCCGCACACGGAUGAUGGCUACAUGCCCAUGUCACCUGGUGUAGCCCCUGUGCCCAGUGGUGGGGCGCCCCUAAAGGGUGGUGACUAUAUGCCCAUGAGUCCUAAGAGCGUGUCGGCUCCACAGCAGAUCAUCAACCCUGGCAGGGGGGGCCGCCACCCUCCAGCCACAGUGGACUCCAACGGCUACAUGAUGAUGUCCCCCAGCGGCAGCUACUCCCCCGACAACAGCUCUGCAGGCUAUGGCAAGAUCUGGACAAAUGGUGCCGGCCACCACCCAAAACUCUCGGUGGAGAGCAACGAAGGGAAGCUCCCCUGCGGCGGCAGCGACUACAUCAACAUGUCCCCAGCCAGCGGCUCCACCACCAGCACCCCGCCUGACUGUUACUUCGGGGCUGCGGGGCAGCCGGGGGUGGAGGAGGUGGCCACGGCAGCGCACCACAAACCCAUCUACUCCUACUUCUCGCUGCCGCGCUCCUUCAAGCACGUGCACCGGCGGGGCGGCGGCAGGCUGGCCGAGGAGGGCAGCCCCCAGCCCCGCAUCGCGCUCGGCUCCAACCGCCUCCUCUACGCCGCCGAGGAUUCGUCCUCGUCCACCAGCAGCGACAGCCUGGGCGGCGGCGGCGGCCCCGAGGGCGGCCCCCCUCCGCAAGCGCAGCCCCCGCGCAAGGUGGACACGGCCGUGCAGACCAAGGGCCGCCUGGCGCGGCCCACGCGGCUGUCGCUGGGCGGCCCCAAGGCCAGCACCCUGCCCCGCGCCCGCGAGCAGCCCCCGCUGCUGCUGCCCCCGGAGCCCAAGAGCCCCGGCGAGUAUGUCAACAUCGAGUUCAUCGCCGGCGAGAAGCCGCCCUUUCCCUCGGGCGCCCUGGGCAUGGCCCUACCGCCGCCGGGCAGCGAGGCGGCCGAGGAGUACAUGAACAUGGAGCCGGGCCCGCCGCGGGCCCCCUGCCCGCCCGGCUUCGCCGCCGCGCGGGCGGCCCGGCCCGGCCGGGACUACGUGGCGAUGCAGCGCGGGGGCGCCGCGGCCGCCGGGGGUUCCUGCUCGGACUGCGCCGACAGCCCGUCCCCCGGCUCGCCCGCCCGCCCGCUCAGCUACGCCGAGGUGCGGGGGGGCCGCGCCGCCCCCGAGAAGCCCCCGCCGGCGGCCGCCACCGCGGCGUCCCCGGAGCUGCCGCGGCCGCCGGCCGAGCUGUCGGCGGCGCCGCCGCGCUCCUCCUCCCUGCUGGGGGGCCUGGGCACGGGCAGCGCCUUCACCCGCGUCAGCCUCAGCCCCGGCCGCAACCAGAGCGCCAAGGUGAUCCGCGCCGACCCGCAGGGCGGCCGGCGGCGGCACAGCUCCGAGACCUUCUCGUCCACGCCGAGCGCCGCCCGCGGGGCGCCGGGCGGGCUCGGGGCGCCCUUCCCGUGCGGCGGCGCGGGGGGCGCCGAGGAGGUGAAGCGGCACAGCUCGGCCUCCUUCGAGAACGUGUGGCUGCGGCCCGGCGCGGGGGAGGCGGCCGCCCGCAGGGAGCCGGGAGGCGCGCCCGCCCUGGAGAACGGGCUCAACUACAUCGACUUGGACUUGGUGAGGGACUGCGGCCACCGUCGCCACCACCACCCGCACGCCCCCGCCGAGGCGAAGCAGCCGCUGCCGCCGAAGCCCCCGGGGCAGCCGCGCGGGAGCGGCCACUGCGGCGAGGACCUGAGCGCGUACGCCAGCAUCAGCUUCCAGAAGCGGGAGGAGAUGUAGGAGCCGGGCGCCCGCCGGGGAAGAACGAUGACCUACACAACCUCAACAAAUCCUUCUUUUAAACUCAUGGGUAUCAAGACUAUAAAUGUUUCAUGCUAUCACAACUAGGACCUCACCUCCUCCUCCUCCUCUUCCUCUGUAAAUGGGUACGAUGCAUCCAGUUCAGUUUGUUUACUUUACACAAACCUCAGGAGUUAGUUGACUGAGCUGCACAUCCUGUGUUGUGCCAAGCAGAAGCACUGUGACACCUGGACAACGAGUCUCUCUUACUUCAUCCUCUACCAUAAGGACUUAGCUGGCCACAUGAACUGAUGUGCCCACCACUGUGUCAUGGUGAGAAUGGGUAUUUUACUAGCACAUUUACACAACUUCAUUUGCUGCUGAAAACCUGUAUGACAAAUCAUCAUUGUAAAUUAUUACAUACAAAACUUAAUGUUGGUUGAAGAGUAUUAAAUAUUUAACAUAGUUUUUGAUUUAUACAUGUACUUUUUUAAUUAAAAUGUAACUUUUCCUACAGCACAUCUUUUUUGAUGUGGAACUGAGGUAUACUAUAUUCUGUUGUAAACAGAGUGGGAAACCUGCUUAAAACAAGGCUUCUAAGAAUAGAGUAGGGUACUAUUCUUGUUUUAAGAUUGUAAUUCAGAAAAUAAUAUAAUAUGAGUCAUUGGUCCCUGGGCCUUGAUUGUACAGUCAUAUUUACUGAUACUAUCAGUUGUAAGAUAACCCUGAUGUUGAGUUGAAUUCUUUCCAAAAGAAAAAUAAUUUUGUACUCCUUGUAAAAUAAUAGUCUGUAUUAACUACAAUGAAGACAAACGUUACUGUACAUGGUAUUUACAAGUGUCGACUCGAAUUCAUCAAUUGCACAGGAACCAACAAAAAAUCAGAAAAAGGAAAUCAAAGUCUUCCAUUGUAUAUAUUGUAAAGAAGAAAAACAAAAAAAAAACAGCCAACAGAAAACCACAAAACAAAAUGAAAACAAAAAAAGGGUGAACUUUUCAAAUUGACUCUUUCCCUGGAAUGAAAAUGUGGGUGUUUGUAAAUUCUGGAAAUCUCUUUCUAUAUGUAAUAAACUAGAUACUGUUUUAUCUGC